This is a messenger RNA of Acanthosepion pharaonis, 1737 nucleotides long. The record is from the annotation of a GenBank genome assembly. NCBI's taxonomy places the organism in Eukaryota, Metazoa, Mollusca, Cephalopoda, Sepiida, Sepiidae.
AUGCAUGCUGAAUGUGCAAUUCUCUACGGCAAGCUUGAAGAACACGAGAAAGCCUUGAAGAUUCUUGUCCACAAACUCAAAGAUUAUACAGCUGCUGAAACAUAUUGCCUGGUGAAUGCCAAAGAUGGUGCCUAUAAGCGGAAACUGUUCCAUAUUCUUCUCAGUGUCUACCUGGAUCCUUCGUAUGAGAAAAAGGACACUUUGAUAGCACCAGCCAUUGCUUUAUUGAAUAGUAAUGUAGCAGAAUUUGAUUCAGUCAAGGUGCUACAGUUGCUUCCAGAAAAUUGGUCAGUUGGCCUGCUCUCCCAAUUCCUCUCACGUUCAGUCCGUCGAAGCAUGAACCUUUGUCGCACCAAAAAGAUCGAACGAAUGUUAGCCCGAUGGGAGGCAUUGCAAAUGAAACAUAAUUGCAUUGAUUUACAGAAGGAAUCUGUUUGCAUGACAGAAGACAGACUGUGUGCUGUAUGCAAUCGUACUUUCCAUGAUUCCACCUUUUUACGAUACCCGAAUGGAGUUAUAACCCAUAUCCACUGUGCUAAAAAUAGAAAUGUCUGUCCUUUCUUUUUCCAAUGCUUCCCAUCUCUUUUUUCCUUGCAUCUCUUCCUCUGUUUUUUACUUUCAUCUUUUCUUCCUCUUCCCACUUCUAUUUUUUUAUUUUCUUCUCUCCCUCUUCCCAUUCUUCUUCUCCUUUUUUACUUCUCCUGCUCUUUCCGCUCCUUUCUUCUCCUUCUCCACCGCGUCUUUCCGCUCCUUUCUUCUCCUUCUCCACCGCCUCUUUCCGCUCCUUUCUUCUCCUUCUCCACCGCCUCUUUCCGCUCCUUUCUUCUCCUCCUCCUCCUCUUUCCGCUCCUUUCUUCUCCUCCUCCUCCUCUUUCCGCUCCUUUCUUCUCCUCCUCCUCCUCUUUUCGCUCCUUUCUCCUCCUCCUCCUCCUCCUCUUUUCGCUCCUUUCUUCUCCUCCUCCUCUUUUUCCCUCCUUUCUUCUCCUCCUCCUCUUUCGCUCCUUUCUUCUCCUCCUCCUCUUUCCUCCCUUUCUUCUCCUCCUCCUCUUUCGCUCCUUUCUUCUCCUCCUCCUCUUUCCGCUCCUUUCUUCUCCUCCUCCUCUUUCCGCUCCUUUCUUCUCCUCCUCCUCUUUCCGCUCCUUUCUUCUCCUCCUCCUCUUUCCGCUCCUUUCUUCUCCUCCUCCUCUUUCCGCUCCUUUCUUCUCCUCCUCCUCUUUCCGCUCCUUUCUUCUCCUCCUCCUCUUUCCGCUCCUUUCUUCUCCUCCUCCUCUUUCUGCUCCUUUCUUCUCCUUUCUCCUCCUCCUCUUUCCGCUCCUUUCUCCUCCUCCUCCUCCUCUUUCCCCAGGAGGGUGUAAAGGGCACUUAAGAUUUGAACUACACUUGCUGACGUGUCAUUUAUUACUCACCCCUCUUCCUCCUCCUCCUCUCUAUUUCCUUAAACACUUAUUUCCUUUCUCCUCUCAUUUCUCUCCUCCUCUCCAUCUGCUGUUCAUAUCCUCCACUUUGUCUUGUAAGCUUUUCUCUAUUAUUCCAGCUUACUUCCCCUUUCUCCUGCCACCCCCUCUUUCUUAUCUUGCAUUCUCAUCUUUCUUUCUCCUACCACUCUUCUUUUGCUACUCUUUCAUCCUUCUCAAUCUCCACUUCCAGCCCCUUCUUACAAGUGAUUUCUCUCCUCCUCCCACCACCAUUCCUCUUUCUCUCCUCCUUCCUCUUAUGAUUUGUUUCUACUUGUGUUGA